GUGGACAACCCAGCAGAUUUCAGAGAAAUCGACAGCACCAAGUUCAAGGGAGUCCGUUUGGGCAAUGCUUUCAUUCUUUAACUGCCUUUAAGCCUUCACACAGAGCUAGGGCAUCAAGGUAUUUGAUUUGGAUUUCUCUGUUAACAGCAAAGCAACAAACGCGCAAUAAUGAUAUUGGUUGGCCUUCGCCCAUAGAACUCACAGUUCAGAUCACUUUGCAACCCGUCUAUGAUUGAACUACUCCUUCUUUUACCAAUGCCGUCUCUCUUCUGAGUUUUGCAAUUUCUGUCUGUAAAAUGCUGCGGAACCUUCAGACCCGUCGUCGUGGUCCCUAUGGCGCCUACUUUUGCGCCUUCGCCGCCGCUUUGCUGCUUCUAUUUUCAGUCUCCCUCCUAUACACUCGCCUCUCUCACUCUCACUCCCACACUUACUCUCCUCACAUGUAUCCUAAAUCCCUAGGCAACAUUCUAGUAUCUGAUUCGGAUGACGACAGCGAUAUUGUUUUAGGCACCACUACCACCGACGAGGACAAGAUCGACGAGCUCGACAUUGUGGAUGAGGACGUUCGCUCUAGGGCAGCCGGCGAUGAAGAAUUGGGAGAGGACGAAGAUCAAUUUGAUCAGGUCAGGGUUUCUGGAUUUUAUUUUGACCAUGUUAGCGGGGCCAUUAGGAAGGUUUUUGAUAACAAACGUUCCAUCGAAGAUUGGUCUGAUGAGAAUUCUGGUUUUCCUGUGGAAAUAGGUGAAGUGGAUCGCAGUAAAGCUGCGUUUGCCUCCGAUGAUGUGCCGGUUGAUGAAGAGGUGAGGAGGAAAGCAAGCGAAAUGACUGGGAUCGAGGACGCGCUUUUGUUAAAGGUGGGUGGAAGAGUUUCGCCCUUGAGAGAUGGGUGGGGAGACUGGUUCGAUAAGAAGGGCGAUUUCUUGAGGAGGGAUAGGAUGUUCAAGUCCAACUGGGAAGUCCUGAAUCCGCUGAACAAUCCCAUUUUGCAAGAUCCGGAUGGUCUGGGUGUGACUGCGUUAACCAGAGGCGAUCGAAUCGUGCAGAAAUGGUGGAUGAACGAGUUUAAAAAAGUUCCGUUUCUUGUUAACAAGCCGUUAGGCGUUACGCGGAAAGUUUUUAAUACGGAAGUUAAAGACAGUAGUGUGGGCGCAAGGAUUAAGAAGAGCAGGAGUCUAAGUGGCGACACUGGUAUAAACGUAGUCGACAAUGUUAAGGAAAAUAUAAACGAGAUUAGGACUUCAGAUGAACACUCCGCUAACGACCUUUCGAGAAAGGAAGUUAUCAAUAUUGAUGAAGAUUACAGUUCAAAGAGGAAUGCGAAUUUCAAUGCCUAUAGGACUUCAAUGUCUAGAAGCACUAAGAAUGAGAAGAGACGAGAUAGAAGCACAGAGAAUGCUAAUGUAGUAGAUAAAGCGGUUCCUAAGAAGGGUGGGGGCUCUGAACUGGGGUUUAUGCCUGCUAUAUAUGCAGAUGGCAAGCGAUGGGGUUAUUAUCCUGGUCUACAUCCGCAUCUAUCAUUUUCUCGUUUUAUGGAUGCAUUCUUCAAGAAAAAUAAUUGCGACGAGAGAGUUUUUAUGGUUUGGAACUCACCUCCUUGGAUGUUUGGUGUUCGGCAUCAACGUGGGCUAGAGAGUGUGUUCUCCCAUCAUCAAAAUGCAUGUGUUGUUAUUUUCUCGGAGACAAUUGAGCUUGAUUUCUUCAAAGAUAACUUUGUGAAAAAUGGUUACAAAGUUGCGGUUGCUAUGCCAAAUCUCGAUGAACUGCUGAAGGAUACACCAACCCAUAUAUUUGCUUCCAUCUGGUUUGAAUGGAAAAGGACGAAGUUCUAUCCUUAUGGUGGAAUCUAUCUUGAUUCUGAUAUUGUAGUCUUGAACCCUCUAUCUUCAAUUCACAAUUCUGUUGGUGUGGAAGAUCAGCUUGCUGGAAGUUCUUUGAAUGGUGCAGUAAUGGCAUUUAGAAGGCACAGCCCCUUUAUAAUGGAGUGUCUGAAAGAAUACUAUUCGACCUAUGAUGAUAGCAGUUCUAGAUGGAAUGGGGCUGAGCUCUUGACAAGAGUUGCAAAGAGGUUUUCAAGAGAAGUGUCAACAGAACAGUUUGAGUUGAAUGUGCAGCCUUCUUUUGUAUUCUUUCCCAUUGCCUCACAGAAUAUUACUAGAUACUUUGCUGCACCAGCAACUACAACUGAAAAAGCUGAACAGGAGGCUCUACGGAAGAAAAUCUUGGAAGACUCGCUGACGUUCCAUUUCUGGAACAGUGUGACAUCUACUCUCAUUCCCGAGUCCGAGAGCCUUGUGAGCAAACUUUUGGAACAUACUUGUAUCAGAUGCUUCGACAUAUUGUGAAUUUUUCCGGUACUGUCCAAAGUUAUUUAAGCACAAUAGACUGAGUUUUUGUAACUUUAAUAGUGUGGCUGGGCUGGGGCUGGCAUUCUAUCCUAGGAUCUUCAUGGGUUUAGAUUCAGCCAUAUGAAUAUGAGGUUUCAGCCCUGUUUUAAUUUAUAAUUCUGGGUGUACUGUACAUGCACAUAUAUGAUACACAUUUUACCAUCUCUUCCUGUGUGCUCUUAUUCGCAUCGAAUUAUAUAUAUAUAUUAUUAGCAAUAGCUAAGAAUUCGUGUGAA
Messenger RNA from Momordica charantia (bitter melon), 2620 nucleotides. The record is from RefSeq and is a predicted model, not a curated record. NCBI's taxonomy places the organism in Eukaryota, Viridiplantae, Streptophyta, Magnoliopsida, Cucurbitales, Cucurbitaceae.